Messenger RNA from Aspergillus candidus, 249 nucleotides. RefSeq lists its product as uncharacterized. The transcript is spliced from 2 exons. NCBI's taxonomy places the organism in Eukaryota, Fungi, Ascomycota, Eurotiomycetes, Eurotiales, Aspergillaceae. The coding region runs from base 1 to 249 and encodes 82 amino acids. The record is from RefSeq and is a predicted model, not a curated record.
AUGAUCCAACGUCAGCGUUCCAGCGGGGUACGCAUUGCCACUACCACUACCACUGUCACCGUCGCGUGCACCGUCGUCGUCCGUGCGGUUGAUGUCUCUGCCAAGGCCAAGGUCAACGGCAACGGGCAACGGGCAACAGACAACGAUGACGGCGACGGUCGGCGACGGUCGGCGGCCGGAUUCGACAUGGAGAAACCUCGGGGCCCAAGCCGAGGCAAGGACGGCCGUGAAAGCCGGGCCGAACGAUGA